Microdochium trichocladiopsis is the source of this 1128-nucleotide messenger RNA. RefSeq names its product ankyrin repeat-containing domain protein. The record is from RefSeq and is a predicted model, not a curated record. Gene Ontology annotation, molecular function: protein binding. The coding region runs from base 1 to 1128 and encodes 375 amino acids. The transcript has 3 exons. Lineage: Eukaryota; Fungi; Ascomycota; Sordariomycetes; Xylariales; Microdochiaceae.
AUGUCCAAGGAGAGGGGCCUAGCAAGUCAUGUGCCUUCAUAUGGUGAGGCACCGCUGAUCAGAUUCUCCGCAAUUUACAAGAAGCAACUCAACCUUGCAGAGGACAAAGAUCCUGCAGCCUCGGUACCAGUUCCACUUCAGGCCGGCAACGACAGAAUGACGGAUCAAAUACAAAGCUCCAAGCCAGAAUCAGUUAUGGGAGCUCGGUGGCCUCAAGUCGCACUGGAUCGAGCGCUACAGAUUGAGGCAGCUCGCAGAAACCUGGGAAUGGCCGAGAGACUUCUCGAAGCGGAUGCACAUGUCAACGCAGCGCCGUCGGAGCCCCGCGGACGGACUGCAUUGCAGGCUGCAGCACAAGGCGGCCAUGUCGACAUAAUUCGGAGGCUACUUCUAGCAAAGGCCGAUGUUAAUGCAGCACCGGCAAAGUUUGGACGAACAGCACCGCAGGCUGCAGCGAAAGGCGGUCAUGUCGAUAUAGUUGAAAAGCUGCUGGCAGCAGGAGCCGACCUCAGUCCAGUGAACUCAGUGGAAGGGAUGACAGCGCUACAACUGGCUGCAGAAUGCGGUCAUAUCGAUGUAGUCGAGAGACUGCUAGCAGCAGGGGCUGACGUCAACGCUGUGCCGUCAAAAUACGGGAUGACAGCACUGCAAGCCGCGGCAGGUGGCGGCCACAUCAACGUGGUUGAGAGACUCUUAGCAGCAGAAGCCGAUGUCAAUGCCGCCGCUUCACUCUACGGACAAACAGCACUACAGGCCGCGGCAGGAGGUGGGCACAUCCAGGUGUUCGAGAGACUAAUGGCAGCAGGAGCCGAUGUCAACGCGGCUGCGUCGCACACCGGACGCACAGCGCUGCAGGCUGCAGCAGAAGGGGGUUCUCUUCAAAUAGUCAGGAGACUACUCGACGCCGGAGCCAACGUCAAUGCAGCGCCAGCAGAGUCAGGGGGACUGACAGCACUCCAAGCCGCGGCAUUUGGCAAUCACAUGGAUGUUGUCGAGAGGCUACUUGCAGCGGGUGCCGAUGUGAACGCGGCAGCAGCAACGUCUGGAGGACUAACGGUGCUAGAGGCUGCAAUCAGAUGCAGCGACUCUGAGAUGGUUCACAGAGUGAAGCGUGCUGGAGCUCGCUAA